AUGAAGGUCAAAGUGGCCAGGCGGCACAACGCAAAGCAACAAACCACAAGCAGGCCACUCGCUGCCAAGACGCCACACACACCUACACUCGAUGAAGACUUCCACCGAUACGCAAUGGAGCAGGAAGUCUCCAAGCCAACACUUGACGACGCCACUCCAGUGUCUCCCGCAUCUUCGUCGUCUACUUCUGCAUCCGAUGCGUCCCCGUCGUCGUCGCCCGAGUCGCUAUCUGAAAAGCCUUCUUCAAACCCCGUGACCUCCAUGUUCAGGACCUUUUCUGACGCCUGUGUCUUCCCGAACAAACCUCCGUCUGCGUCGACGUCCUCAGGACCAACACUAUUCUCGUUUGCGCCUCCGAUUCCGACUGCGUGGAGAACUUCACGCUCGGAUAGCACGUCGUCAACGAGUUCCUUCCCGUUCGCGUCGGUAAGCUUAACGUCAGCUCAGCCUCCUCGAGAAGCAGCUGAGAACGCCAUCAACAACGUGCACAACGUAUCCACUCGGUGUCGAACCAAUUCUAUCUCAUGUGGAAGCCCCUAUGGUGAAUUAAUCGUCGUUGACAUUCUGGAAGCUCGUGGUUUAGCUGUUGACCGAGACGAAACUGGUACCGAUCUGCCGUUCACCGUCACAAUGCAGCUCGGUCCUAUGACUCGCAAGACGAGCCCUGCGGACCGAAGCAACUGUGCAGUCAACGAACGGUUCGUCUUCUGGAUGCCCUCGUCUCCUACCAUUGAACAGCGUACAGUUGACAUCUUUGUGCAAGGUGGGGAUGAACGAGACCUUGGCGAAGUGCAUCUCAGUCUAGCGAUGCCUGUGAACGAAGCGUGUGGCGAUUGGCUCCCUCUAGUGUGUCGAGCUGAUGGGCUCAAGCACGGCACGUUGCGAGCGGCAGUGCGACGCCUGGUGCUCACGUCGUUUCCGAUGGUCGAAGCUGCAAAGGCGCUGGGUGGACGAAAGAGCUCUCUUAGCUUUUGUGACAGCAGCGAGUUUGGUGAUCUUCUACCAGAGCUAAGGAGUUGCUUCCCUGGCAACGAACCUGAAGUCAUCCCAUCCAGCCCUCCCAAGGAAGAGGAUAUCAGCAGCAAACUUGGCCGAUUGAUUGGCUUCCAAGAUGUCCGGCGUGAUAUCUUCUGAUCGAGCAAGCGUUGUAUGGAAUGCUAGGUCGAUGGCAAAUUUCAGAAUACUAUGCAGGUACAUGUAGUAUUAAUAGUAUGAUCAAUGAAAGCGACAAUCACA
Molecule: messenger RNA, 1236 nt
Organism: Phytophthora infestans T30-4
Lineage: Eukaryota; Oomycota; Peronosporomycetes; Peronosporales; Peronosporaceae
Exons: 2
Coding region: 1-1134 (377 amino acids)
Source: RefSeq, a predicted model, not a curated record